AUGGCAUAUCAAAAUGCUGUGCAACUUCAUAUCGCUGAACAAUUGGAAAAUAUUUUCGAUUAUAAUGGAAGACCGCGUUUUCAUAUAAGGGAUGAUCCAUUUGAAUUAUCAGAACGACAGUUCAUAAAUCUUUUUCGAUUGAAAAAAGAAACAGCAAACAGACUUAUUAAUAUUGUGGAAGACAAUUUUGUAGAACCAUCACGAUCUUCAGCUUUGGACGCGACUGUACAAGUUUUAGUUGCAUUACACUUUUAUGGAUCAGGCAGCUAUCAGAAUUGCAUAGGAAAAAAUAUUCACAUGGCUAUUAGUCAACCUUCGGUUAGCAGAUGUGUUCGAAAUGUGACUAACAUUCUUAAUUUACCAGAAAUAUUCAACGAUUGGGUGUGUUUUUCUAACACCUUUCAGAAGCUGCAACAACUACGUAACAAAUAUGUGAUUCUGAUCUUAAGAUAAUGAAUGUUAAUGCCAGAUAUCCUGGAAGUACUCACGAUUCGUAUAUCUGGAAUAAUAGUAAUGUUCUUCCUAUUAUGCAAGAUAUUUACAAUCGUGGACACAGCUUUUUUUUAUUAGGUGAUUCUGGUUAUGCUCUUAGACCUUGGAUGAUGACUCCAAUAAUGGACAAUAAUCCUAAUAUUGGAACAAGUAGAUACAAUGAUCGGCAAAAGAGCACUAGAUCACUUAUUGAACGUUGCAAUGGUGUCUUGAAGAUGAGAUUUCGUUGCUUGUU
Harpegnathos saltator (Jerdon's jumping ant) is the source of this 727-nucleotide messenger RNA. RefSeq lists its product as uncharacterized. The record is from RefSeq and is a predicted model, not a curated record. NCBI's taxonomy places the organism in Eukaryota, Metazoa, Arthropoda, Insecta, Hymenoptera, Formicidae. The transcript is spliced from 4 exons. The coding region runs from base 1 to 453 and encodes 150 amino acids.